Trichobilharzia regenti is the source of this 2309-nucleotide messenger RNA. The record is from the annotation of a GenBank genome assembly. Lineage: Eukaryota; Metazoa; Platyhelminthes; Trematoda; Strigeidida; Schistosomatidae.
ACCUUUAACAAUCACCUCAAGUUUCAACUGACCUUAAGUAAGCGGGUAUUAUAAUGUUCUAGGUCACCGAUAUUUGUUUCAAACUCCACCAAAAUGACUGGGAUUCGAACUGUUAUAUUCGUUGCUCUGGCUGGGUCUAUCUCAUUUACAUUCUUAUUGUUAGCCUGCGCCUUACCCCAAUAUAAUGUUUGGUGGCCGUUAUUUAUGAUGAUCUUCUAUAUUCUCUCUCCAAUUCCCUUGUUGGUUGCCAAAAGAUAUCAGGAAAGCUCUUCGUUGGGGGAUAUCUGUACAUUCCUGACCACCAUAAUUGUAAUGUCAGCGUACGCAUUGCCCAUUUUGUUCGCUCGAGCACCAAAACACAAACCCCUCAUAUUUUGGGGUGCCUGCGGACUAACGCUAUCUGCUAAUACUCUCAUGUUUGCAACAAUAUUCUGGCUGGUCUAUUUGGUCGUAAAAUCAGAUGAUUUCGACAGUGGUUUCUAAACUAUGAUAAUUUUUUUCCAGCUGUAUGACUUUCAUUGUAGACCUCUUGUUUCAUGCUUUUGCUUGCUGUCUAAUGACUCCAUUAAUUUGAGAUAAAUGUCCAGUUCUCCAUCAUUCUUUAAAACGUAUAUAAUCUCCAUUUCAAUAUUCACAGAAACUUGACAUAAAAAAGUGAUUUUCGCCGGUUGAUAUUUGUGAGGCAUACAUGUAAUUCUUGAUUACUGUACCUCAUUUGUAUAACCUUCUGUCAUUGUUAAUUCUGCUUUUAAGUUCUCAAGUAUAAAUACUAAAAUACAGAUAUCAUGAGUGCCAGCUUAUUGGCAUUCAUGGAAGGGCUUCCCAUUUUUCUUCAAAUUGGUGUAGGUUCAGCUUUUUCGCUUCCCUCCCUAAUAAUUCAUAACAAUCAACAGGAUAACUGCUGAUUAAUAGGUACACAUUAUGUUUUGUGAUUUAUAUAACUCUAGAAAGAAUGUGUUGAGUCGAAAAUGCUUGUCCAGUAGUAGUUGUUGUACUGGAAUACUUAUAGUUGAUUUGUCGUUUUUAGCUUCUGUCAUCCCUUUUCGCCGUAUUGACUUUUGUUGAUUGAGAUUACAUUCUGGCAAUUUGAAACUUUCUCUGACCUUCGAAGUCACAACACAUUGUCAUUUUUGUUAGAAGACAAACAGACGUCUAGCUAAUUAGGACUGGUGGAAUUUGUAGCAUGCGCGUUUUAUUCAAAACUAACCGUAUAGUAAAUCAACCUUAAAUAGUGUUGAGUGGCGUAGCUAAGAUGUGUGACACGACAAAGAGUAUAUAUAUAUGUAAUUUCUUUUCUAUGAAACAGGCUACUAAAUUGAUCCUUUCAUCGUAGGAAAUUCUAACACUGAUAAAUGACUUUAGCUUUCUGCCUAUAGUCAUUCAAUUAUGCAUGCGUCUUGAGUACGUUUGACAUCUCAGCAAUUCGUUUUCCUAGACGUCGUCCUUGUGCACUUUUUCUGUUUUCUAAGAGGUUCUGCUAACCUUAAAUGUUGUCUGUAGGUGUACCGAUAGAUAUAGCUCAGAGCACCAUAUUACUUCACACUAAUUUGUAUUGCAGUACUUUGCAUUUACUGACUGAAGUGGGCGUUGUUGUGUUACGUGAUAGUUGGUAUCAUAUUUUAGCCCGGAAAAUUCUUUUAUUUUCUCCAACUUCAGUUAACAUGGCUAUGAUAUAUUCAUGAGAAUACCAACUUGGUACAUUAUGGGCACCAAGAGAUGCGCCACACACACCAUCUGACUGUAAUUUUUUUUUAGUGAAAAGGGGUUUAGUAACAACGUGAAUACAAAAUUAACUGGACGGAAUAACUUGUAAAUAUUAUGGAAGCGUUGUCAAAUUUAGCGUGAGCGUAUUCAUUGGGUUGUUUCAAAUACUUUCGCAAUAAACAGUGUAAUAUUUCCAUAAUCAAUUCUUUCAGUUUUUUAUCUGACCCUAUUUUUAAAUACAAAUGAACAUAGUGCAACUUAGCAGUCAUGUGUAUGCCUUUUUUAUUACUGUGUGUAACCCACUGAAUUAUUCUGUUUUAUAAUAGUAUAUCUAUUAAACAAAGUAGUAUAGAGUUACCAAGUGUCUACAAUUCUCCUAGCCAUCUGCGUAUUUAUACACUAGACAAGGCCUUAUACAUUUUGAGAAUUAAUUCUAGUAAGUCUAGUUAAGUGCGGCAGUAUACGAACUAGACAUAUAAGCGAACAGUAUUGUUUUCAGUUAGAUCUUCAGGCAUUACUCUAAUUUACAUAGAUUUAUAUAUAAAAAUUUUUAACCAAUGACGGUGAUCUUGUGGAUCAAAUAAUAAUAAUAAUGUAAAUGUUUU